AUGGAUUGGAAUGAUGUUCCAGUUAAACAGAGCUUUAGGCAAAGGCUGAAGGAAAUCUUUGGUGAUUUGAAAUACCUGUGGUAUUCGUUUGAUGAUGCGGCUGGUGCCCAAGACCUUUUGCAAGGUAUUUUCACAGAGACGGAGUGGGCCGACUUUGGACAGUUGAGUGUUGAGGGACUGGUUGCAUGGCAUACCAAGUAUGGACCACAGGUCAAGAGGCAGCGUAUCCUUGACCGAGAAUUGAGUUUCGAGUUUUGUGCACAUCCCAAACGGGACACAGUAGGCACCAUACAAGAAACUUUUGAGCAGAUCAUGAAGGAGGAUCCCCGUUUUAUGUUGGAUACUAUGAAACGUUCCCAGCGUAGGUCUUCAACUGGGGAAGGACCGGAGACGAGAGCGGCCAAAGAACAACAAGAGAGAGACAGAUAUGCAUUAGAACUUGCAGGCAUUUUACAGGAGGCCGUUCUGCCGGUGAGUCUCCAGAUAGAGGCAUUGCAGGAUCCGAACAAGGCUUGGCUACGACUGUUUGGUGCAAGGCGGUCAAAGACCUUGAGAAACAGAUACAGGUCAUGGAACCGUUUUCGCACAUGGCUGGUAGCCUACUCAGGUAAGACCUGGCCGGGCGGCUUGGAUGUCUUGAUACACUACAUUGAGGAACAUAUACAAAAUGGGGUUACAUUCAGUUUCAUUUCAGAAUUUCAGGCUGCACUGGUUGUUUUAGAACAGGCUGGACGGAUUCCGGAAGGUAAACAGUUGUCGCGGGAUCCAUUGUGGAAGGCACAUAUUGAGAGCUGGAAACAGGAACUGGCCACGAACACGUUCCCAAAGGCUGCAAAACCAUACACGACAGCAAUUUUGUUGGCGCUUGAGCUGUUUGUCAUUGAGAUGGAUCAUGAAUUCUGUCUGCGGCUAAUUGCAUGGUGUAUGUUGGUUUCAACUUGGGCUGCAAUGAGGGUUGACGAUUUGCAGAAUGUCAUGCCGGAAUCUGUCAGGCUUAGCAACCGUGGCUUGACACUCAGGAUCGUUUUGGGAAAAUUGGGAACGCCACGUUUCCAAGAUGGAUACUGGCGACAGAACAAGGCAAUGGACCUGGUGCCGGGGGCCAUGCUGCUUUUCUGGUCAGGCCAUAGCCCACGUCAUUUCCUGACACAGGCGGCAGCAUCGUUAGGAGUGGACAAGACUAAGCGGGACUUCCUUGGAAGAUGGUCGAUAGGACGAACAGGAAGCAAUGCAUACUUGCAUACAUCACGUCAAGUGGUGGAAGAGGUUCAGCAUUUGGUCAGGGACUCAAUUGUGUUGGGAGCCCCAGCGUUGGAUGAGUCAGAAUUGCUGGAAGAUAUAAUGCAUUUUGCAGACAAACAUGAGCUGGUGGGGCAGAGAGUCAGGAGGCGCCACACGCAUGACUACAAGAGAGCCAAUGCUGGUGAGGUUUACGACACGUUUGAUUCUGAUGUUGAACAGGUAGACGUUCAGGAGAAACAACAGGUCAUGGAGGCCGUGCAACGAGAGGCAGGUGAGAACCCAAUUCAUUUGGGUUAUUUCAUCACGACGUCGAGGAGGGAAUACUUGCGAAGCAACGUCACUUCUGAUCUGCAGUAUGUUUGGGAUGAUGCCGAAAUCCCGCUAGCGCUUCAGUAUGAGAUGGCCCAGCACUACAAGUCGCUGAGGGUCUUUACAGCCAUAGGAGAAAGCUCCGCAGAUGUGCGGACUGCAGUCCAAGCCGACUUCAACUUGGACCCAGCAAGAGACCCAGCGCUGCGGGCACAAGUAGCGCAGGUGGUUGCAGCUUGGAAUGCAGGAAAAGAGCUAUACACCAAAGAGAAAGAGAUCCAAGCCGAGAGCAAGGUUCUUGGGGUCCCCCGUCACCUUCAACACAGUGAGAGAUUGGCAAUGCUUAAGGCAGUCGAAAAGGUCUUAGGCCACCUCUCCGACCACGAGACACCCAGUGCGGAAUACCUUGCUUUGAAGGUUGAAGAAUGCGAAAAUGGAGAAUGUACAGCAGCAAGCCUGGAUGAAGUGUCUUCCAAGGCUGACCGUAACACAUCAGCUCUGCAGACAUCACUGGACAGCACGGGCCAUGUGAGGAUCACCAAAACAAAAUCCAAAGGCCGGCUUCCAGAAAGCACAGAAGAAUACCGGAGGUUGAUGAAAUUGGAGGCCACAACAUGGCUGUGUAUGUCUUCGAAAUUCAAGUCAAAGCACUUCUUGGCAGGUUUGAAGAUGGAGGACUUCAAUCGCUUUGUGGAGUUCGUGCUUGGAGAAAAGGUACAUGGUAUCAGAGUGCCUAUUGAUGGACAGCAGCAGCCACUGCGUCCACCCUUUGCCCUGGUGCUGCAAUUUGAGCACCGUUUGCGGCGAGAAGCCUUCAAACUGGUCAACAAAGGGGAGAAGACAUUGGCAGAGGCCUUGGAGGCCGUUACAAAGGAUGCUGAGCUCAAGGAGUCAUACUUUACCACCCCUUUGGCUCUGACCAACCACGACCCAAAUCGACAUGGUGGUCAGCGCUCCUUCAACAACACCUACGACAGCAAGAAGGGCAAGUCGAAGGGGUUUGGCAAAGCAGACGUCAAGCACUACCUCCAGGAGUUUGGCUUGGAGCACGAAUUUUCUUUGCAUGUUACGGAGGUCGAUGUGGAACACCUACCACAUGCCACGUGGCCAGUUUUCGACAAAGAACGACAAUACUUGGGCCCCUUGCCUACGUUUUGUGGACACUCCACACAUGCCAAGCGCCUUUUGGGCCAACUACCCAGCGGGAAGUGGGCCACCGAGGGUUCUGCUGCCUACCCUCCGGCGCUUUGCAAAUACCUGGCCGAGCUCAUCGCCAGCCGGGUGGGGAGCGCAAGGACCUCUUCACUCGGCCUACAUGCUGGGCCCAUUACAGAGGCUGAGCCGACAACUACAACCACUACAGUUGCAGCUGGAUCAGCAUCUACAGUCACCACAGAUAGUCUGGACCAACCGGACGACUCAGACACCAACACUCGAGAAGGGCCAGAAGAGGCUCGCAAUAGAGGAAAGCCUUUAGUAGUGGAAUGGGGCGGACGAUCCAAACCAUUCGUUGAUGGGUUUGGUCUUUGCUCUGCAAAUCGCUGGCGCCCAGAGGAUAGAGGGGCAUACCUUAGCAUGGAGGCACAACAGAUGGGACGAAAGUUGAAAGAGCUCCUGCAGGAGUUUGUGGUGUCGCAGAUCGGCGACCUAAGGAAGGAAGCUUUUCACUUGGCUUUGGGGAGGCUCCAGGGUUCACCGUUUUCAGAAAGUGCGUUGCAGAAACUUAGGGAGAGAUGGGCCCAACUUUUGCCAUCCCCCUCCAGCGCCAUGGAGCUCACGGAGGGCCAACCUUUCUUCCUGCACCUUUUGGCACAAACGCUAGAAGUUAUGGAGGACCCUGACUACCAGGUGCUGGUACAAGACAGAGAGUCGUUUGCAACGGGCGUGCCAGUUGGACUAGAUGAACCGCUGCCUAGGGUUCCUGCUGUGUUUCCACCAAAGGAGAAACACCGCAAGCUGGACGAUUCGGACUAUAUCCCCUUUUCAGAAAACUAUAAGUCGGCGGAGCUGGUAGCAGAGGAGUUGGAGAACAAAUUUAGAGAAGAAGAAAGGCUGGGGAGGAUGUACCCGACCACGCUGGCGGCCUUGAAAGCAAAACACCCUGACCGGGAAGUGCUGGUGGCUUCCAUGGGGGCCAUACAGAAACCCAACGGUGACAUCCGUCCCAUACACGAUGCCACCCACCAUGUUCAGCUCAACAACAGGAUAGUUUUCAGAGACCAAUUACAAUACCCUGUGCCGGAAGACGCGGCUGGUGUCAUACGGGAGGUGACCGAGACCAGGGAGGCCAGGUUUUCCAUUUCAGCUGAUAUCAAGUCGGCGCAUAGACUGGUGAAAUUGCGGAGCAGGGAUCACCCUCUCAUUUGCUGCAAGGCUUCUUCGACAUCCGACACCAUCUGGGUCAACAAGGUGGGAACCUUUGGCGUUUCAAGCGCCUCCUAUUGGUGGACGCGGCUCAUGGGAACAGUUGGAAGGCUGGUGGGCAAUGCUAUGGGGACUGAAUGCAACUACCAGCUCAUCUACGUAGAUGAUUUGCAUGUUGUGGUUUUCGGGGAACGCAAGUUCCUGACCUUGUGGAUGAUGCUGGCAGCCUAUGAGGCUUUGGGCACCCCUUUCCAGUAUGCGAAGUUCGCUGGGGGGAUAGAAGUAACGUUUGUGGGUUUUCAGCUGGACUAUGGACGUUGCAAGAUGGGAGUGACGGCCAAGCGAGGCCUUUGGUUGCUGAAUUUCAUAAAGGAGAUGGAAGAAGCACGCUACACAGUGCACAUGCGCCGCUUUGGGGAAUUCCUUGGGAGACUCGCUUUCCUUGCCCGAGUCCUGGUCUGGCUGAAGGCGCACCUGGCACCCUUGUAUAGCUGGGCAGCCGCUCUGGCCAAAGGAACGGUCGCCACGGCACCGCGCAUGGUGGUCCUGGUUCUCAAAUUCAUUUCCAGGCAACUUGCAGACUGCAGCUUUAUGUAUUCAUGCCAUAGGCCCAUCCGUUUGCUGGAAGAACAGUUUAGGACAGAUGCGAAGUGUGCUCAAGGGGUUGUCGUUUUGGGCGGGCACCACCUGGCUACGGGCCGCUGGUUUUCACUUCGUUUGGAGCCCGAACAGGCGCCUUACCUGUUCAAGCCUGAUGGAGAGAGCAGCUGGGCUUCAGCGCCAGCGGAGUUGCUGGCCACCACCGUGGCACUUGUUUUGUUCAACUAUGGAGAAGGGAGAGAAAGAAUGACCGUUCCAGUUUACUUGGCAGCAGGCACGGACAACCAGUCGAAUGAGGCCCUUCUCCAGAAGGGAAGUUCUACUAAGUUUCCACUGGCUUUGAUCAACAUGCAGUUGACGCACAUGCUCAUGCGUUGGGGGAUGCGGCUGGAGCUGCGAUGGCGUCCCCGGGCCGAAAACGAUCUAGCCGACAAGCUUACCAAUGAGGACUUCAGCCAGGUGGAAACGAAACUGCGUUUGGAGUGCAAGUGGGAAGAUUUCGAUUUUAGCCUGCUGCGCGAGCUUUGGGAAGCGAGACAUGAGUUCAUGGACAAGGACUCGUUGAGGAAGUUUGCAAAACAUGUUGGAAGUGCGAAGUUUGAGAAAACUCAGUGGUGA
This is a messenger RNA of Cladocopium goreaui, 5133 nucleotides long. The record is from the annotation of a GenBank genome assembly. NCBI's taxonomy places the organism in Eukaryota, Dinophyceae, Suessiales, Symbiodiniaceae.